This is a messenger RNA of Triticum turgidum subsp. durum (durum wheat), 1743 nucleotides long. NCBI's taxonomy places the organism in Eukaryota, Viridiplantae, Streptophyta, Magnoliopsida, Poales, Poaceae. The record is from the annotation of a GenBank genome assembly.
AUGUCAUCGGCCGCUGGCGGGUACGGGGGCGGCGCCGAGCACCAGCAUCAGCAUCAGCAUCAGCAGCACCACCAGCACCAGCUGCUGCUGGGCCAGGCCGCGGCGGGCCAGCUCUACCACGUGCCGCAGCACAGCCGCCGCGAGAAGCUGCGGUUCCCGCCGGACCCGGCGGACUCCUCCUCGCCCACGCCGGGCGCCUGGCCGCCGCCCACGGUGCCCUUCUACUCCUACGCGUCCUCCUCCUCCUCCUACUCGCCGCACAGCCCCACGCUGGCGCACGCCCACAACCAGCUCCUGGUCCACGGGAUGCCGGCAGGAGCCCAGAUCCCGAGCCAGAACUUCGCGCUCUCGCUGUCCUCGUCCUCCUCGAACCCUCCGCCUCAGCAGCGGAGGCACCUCGCCGGUGCCACCGGGCCGUACGGGCCCUUCACGGGCUACGCAGCCGUGCUCGGGCGCUCUAGGUUCCUGGGCCCCGCGCAGAAGCUGCUGGAGGAGAUCUGCGACGUCGGCGGCCGGCCCUCGCAGCUGGACCGCUGCUCCGACGACGGGUUGCUCGACUUGGAUGCCAUGGACGCCGCGGGCGACGUCGGCCACGAGAUGGACAGCAGCGACCGCGCUGCCGCUGAGGGCGUCACGGUCUCCGGCGCCGAGCAACAGUGGAGGAAGACUAGGCUCAUCUCCCUCAUGGAAGAAGUUUGCAAGCGAUACAGGCAAUACUACCAGCAGCUCCAAGCUGUGAUCUCCUCGUUUGAAACCGUCGCCGGGCUGAGCAACGCCGCCCCCUUUGCCUCCAUCGCUCUCCGGACGAUGUCGAAGCAUUUCAAGUACCUAAAGAGCACCAUACAGAGCCAGCUGCGCAACACCAGCAAGGUGGCCGCCGGGAAAGACAGCCUCGGCAAGGAAGACAUGGCCAACUUCGGGCUCAUGGGCGGCAGCGCCGCCCUCAUGAGGGGAGGCAACGCGAACGCGUUCAGCCAGCCCCACAACAUUUGGCGGCCACAGAGGGGACUCCCAGAGCGCGCAGUGUCGGUUCUUCGCGCCUGGCUGUUCGAGCACUUCUUGCAUCCGUACCCAACUGAUAGCGACAAGCAAAUGUUGGCUAAACAAACAGGCUUAACGAGGAAUCAGGUCUCAAACUGGUUCAUCAACGCAAGGGUUAGACUCUGGAAGCCAAUGGUGGAAGAAAUCCACAACCUGGAGAUGCGGCAGGGGCAUAAGAGCUCGGCCGCCGACAAGAAUCAGCUCGGCGUGCAGCAGCAAACCCAGCAGCAUUCGCCGGACAGCAGCGGGAGGCCCUCCGAUCCUUCGAACUCACACCAAGGGCAAAGCAGCAGCAUGUCACAGAACCGCAGCGCCCACGCUGCACAUCGGCACAUCCAGAGCGAGCUCUCCCCGAUGACCCACGACAUGCCGGGACAGGUGAGCUUCGCGUACAACGGCAGCGGGAUGGCCGCGCACCACCAGCACCACCACGGCAUUGCACUGUCGCAUCCCCAUCAGCAGGUCGAAGGCGCGAGCGGCGCCGGGAGCAGCGGCGGCGUCUCCCUCACCCUCGGCCUCCACCAGAACAACCGGGCCUACAUCGCCGAGCCCCUCCCGGCGGCGCUCCCGCUCAACCUCGCGCACCGGUUCGGGCUGGAGGACGUCAGCGACGCCUACGCGAUGGCGGCCUCGUUCGGAGGCCAGGACCGGCACUUCACCAAGGAAAUGGGCGGCCAUCUGCUCCAUGACUUCGUUGGGUGA